GCGUGGCAUAUUGAUGCGGAAGUUUUACGAUACUUCCUGUUGUUUAAAAAGGUAGCAUUUGGUCAUAAUUCCAGAAAUAUUUAUUUGUUAUUUAUUUUAAUACCAUGUAUGUAAGUAAUUUUAGGGCAUCAUGAUCACCAGUUUCAGCUUCAUCUGUGUUUUUGCAGUGCUGAUAAACAAAGUGUCUCUGCAGGAAACAGUAGAGGCUGUUAUUGGUGGUUCUGUUGUCCUGCCGUGUUCUUCCACUGAACGUGCUCUUAAACUUCAAGACAUUGAUGUACACUGGAGACACAAUGACAGUAAGAUUGUGUAUGAUAUAAUCAAGUGUCAAGAUUCACUACAGAAACAGGACCCGCAGUACAAGAACAGAGCUGAAACCUUCCCUGAUGAGCAUCUGAGAGGAAACUUCUCCAUCAAGAUCAACCAUCUCACUCAUGAUGACGCAGGAGAGUUCAGCUGCUUCAUCACACACUCAUCUGAACAGAAGACUGUACAGCUGAUCAUCAAUGAAUCAACAGCAGAAAAAGGAAACAAAUCAACCGAUCAAGGAAACAACAGAGAAGAAGCAGGAACAGCUGUGGUGACAUCAUCAACAUUACUCUGGGUUUACAUUGUAUUACCUGUAGUAUUAUUAAUCUUAUAGCCAGUUUUGUCAUAUUUCACUUAAGAAAAAGAAUUCAAGCUGCCUUAUUCCCUUCUGAAGAACCAAGACCAGAGACAGAAAUGACAAAUCAGGGCUAAAAGCUUUUCUGAUUUUUUUUUAAGAAUGGUAAGAAUAUAACCUUGUAGUUAUAUGCUGCAUUCACGCCAUCUCGUAGUUACUGGAAUCUUGAGAUGACAACAUGUGACGUUAUAUUCGGAGCUGUUCAUGUCCUUUGACUGGGAAUUAUGCGUUUCUAUGGCACCACUAUCAACGCCUAAAUAAAUCUACAGCGGUCAGGUGGUACAGGUGGUACAUGUGGGAGCUUUCAGAAAACUCCCAGCUUACAAGCUGUAAUUACAAGCUCUAUGAGGACGUGAACGCUUUUUACGAGCCAGAAUCUCAUUGUUAGAGGAAUUACGAUAUGGCGUGAAAGCACCUAUAUUCUUAUCAUAUGCACUCCAUUGUUUUUCAUUUAUUGUAUAAUUGAAUUACAUUUUGAAACACUGAAAAAUGAUUUUUUUUUGUUAAAGUUAAAAAAUGAAUGAGUCUGUCAGUAUGUUGCUGCCUGAACAAUUCUGUGCCACAAGUGUUUUUUUCAUAAUGUUGCUUUUGCCAGUAUUAAAUGCAUUUGUAUUCUUUA
This is a messenger RNA of Ctenopharyngodon idella (grass carp), 1283 nucleotides long. Its product is annotated as ICOS ligand-like. Gene Ontology annotation, cellular component: external side of plasma membrane. NCBI's taxonomy places the organism in Eukaryota, Metazoa, Chordata, Actinopteri, Cypriniformes, Xenocyprididae. Gene Ontology annotation, biological process: T cell costimulation; immune response; cell surface receptor signaling pathway. The coding region runs from base 131 to 643 and encodes 170 amino acids. The record is from RefSeq and is a predicted model, not a curated record. The transcript is spliced from 4 exons.